Messenger RNA from Ailuropoda melanoleuca (giant panda), 3489 nucleotides. RefSeq names its product zinc finger protein 527 (gene ZNF527). The record is from RefSeq and is a predicted model, not a curated record. Gene Ontology annotation, molecular function: DNA-binding transcription factor activity, RNA polymerase II-specific; RNA polymerase II cis-regulatory region sequence-specific DNA binding. NCBI's taxonomy places the organism in Eukaryota, Metazoa, Chordata, Mammalia, Carnivora, Ursidae. Gene Ontology annotation, biological process: regulation of DNA-templated transcription. The transcript has 6 exons. The coding region runs from base 999 to 2876 and encodes 625 amino acids.
CAAAGCGUUCUGGGACUCGUGGUUCUCAGGGUCUUAAGGAAAAGCGGAGCGGCGUCCAGUCCAGUUGGAUGUUUCCCCAGCCGAGCUCGGGGUCCCGCGCGCUUCAGUCCCUGCUCAGCUUCACCCCGCGGGGGAUUCUGGGAGGGGACGUCGCGAGUCUCGAGUCGCUGGGCGGGUUUCCAGAACCCGCGGCGCCGCGGGGAGAAUGAAGAAACGUUGGCUCUGAGGGGACUGUGCAAUUUGUUAUUGGUUUGUAUUAAAAAUGAGCAAUGCCUGCCUCAAGCUGUAUUCCCGUGAAGUAAUACAGGUAAUAUCUGCCAGCUCUGAAGGUGCUUCUCUAGUAAAUAUAUAGCGUUGAUUCCCCAGGUUAUGUUAACUAUUUCAUUCAGACAUUGUAGGCUCUUGAAAGAGGACCAGUUUUUGAGUCUCACUGCAGUUUUACUCUUAUGACUGAGUUAGUUAUUUAAGCUUUUUGAACCUCAAUUUUACUUGUUGGUAAGAUGGGGAUAAUAAUACUUAUCUUUGAAGUUUUGUGAAGAUUAAGUAAGAUAAUGACAUAUACAACAUGUAUAUGUUAGUAUUACAGGAGGCACAACAAGAUUUAUUUAUUCAUUUUGCAAAUAUUUUUUGAGCACCUGCAAAGGCUCUGGCAUUAUUCUAACACCAGAGAUACACCAGUGAACCAAACGAAUCCUAGUUCUAUUAGAUCCUAUGCUAUUGUUUGGGGAAACAACAAUAAAGAGAAGAAAACAUGUCAAGUGGUGUCAAAUGCUAAGAAGAAAAAUAAAUCAGGGUAAGGGAAAAGAGAAGGGAGGUUCUCUUUAGAUAUCUCUAUCUAAAUGUGGUGACAACUGAGCACAAGCAGGAAUGAAGAGAGGGAGUGAGCCAUGUCCAGGAAGAAGGAAAAGCAAAGGCAACAGCCUUGAAGAAGCAGUAUGCACAGUGUUUGAUUAACUGUGAGAAAACCCGUGUGCCUGGAGUGGAAUGAGCCAAGGGGAAUGAAGGAUACUGUUCUCCAAAAGAGAAGAUUGAAGAAGGAAAGAAGAAUGGCUGUUGGACUUUGUAAAGCCAUGUCCCAGGGUCUGGUGACCUUCAGAGAUGUGGCUCUAGAUUUUUCCCAAGAGGAAUGGGAAUGGCUGGACACGUCUCAGAAGGAUUUAUACAGAGAUGUCAUGUUGGAGAACUACAGGAACUUGGUAUGGCUUGGACUCUCCAUUUCUAAGCCCAACAUGAUCUCCUUAUUGGAGCAAGGGAAGGAACCUUGGAUGGUGGAAAAAGAGAUGUCAGAUGGUCAGUACGCUGACUGGGAGUCUUGGUAUGAAAUCAAGGAAUUAUCUCCAAAAUGGUACAUUGAUGAAGAGCAAAUAUCCCAGGGGAUGGUAAUGGAAAGACUUAAAAGUUAUGACCUUGAAUAUUCCAGUUUCAGAGAAGCCUGGAAAUAUGAAGGUGAACUUGAGCGGCAUCAACGAAAUCAGGAAAGGCAUAUCAGGCAAGUGACAUCUCUUAAGGAAAUCUCUGCUGUGAAAAGAGACAAUAAAUAUAAUAAUUCUGAGAGAAGUGUUCUCUUGAAAUCAGUACUUUCAACACAAGAGAGGGUUUCCACAGUAGAGCAAGUAUGUAAAUUUGAUAUUUAUGAUAAAAUGUUUCCCCCAAAUUCCAUCCUAAUUGAACAUAAAAGAUUACCUGCUGAGAAGGAAUCUUUGGCAGAUAAUGAAUGUGAAGAAUUCAACCAGAAUAGAUACCUUAGAAAAGAUACAGGAAUUCCUCCUGGGGAGAAACCUUAUGAAAGUAAUGAUUUUUCAAAUCUCUUAAGUUUCCACUCAUUACUCACUCAACAUCAAACAACUCAUUUUGGAAAAUUACCACAUGGGUUCAAUGAAUGUGAUGAUGCCUUUAGCUGUUACUCAUUCUUUACUCAACCUCAGAGAAUUCACAGUGGAGAGAAACCAUAUGUAUGCAAUGACUGUGGAAAAGCUUUUAGCCAUGACUUCUUUCUGAGUGAACAUCAAAGAACUCAUAUUGGAGAGAAACCAUAUGAAUGUAAGGAAUGUAACAAAGCUUUCAGACAGAGUGCACAUCUUGCUCAACAUCAGAGAAUCCACACUGGAGAGAAACCCUUUGCGUGCAAUGAAUGUGGGAAGGCCUUUAGCCGUUAUGCCUUCCUUGUUGAACAUCAGAGAAUUCACACAGGAGAGAAACCGUAUGAAUGUAAGGAAUGUAACAAAGCCUUCAGACAGAGCGCACACCUCAAUCAGCAUCAGAGAAUCCACACUGGAGAGAAACCCUAUGAAUGUGAUCAAUGUGGAAAAGCCUUUAGCAGACGCAUCGCCCUUACUCUGCAUCAAAGGAUUCAUACAGGAGAGAAACCCUUUAAAUGUAAUGAAUGUGGGAAGACUUUUGGCUAUCGCUCACACCUUAAUCAACAUCAGAGAAUUCAUACAGGUGAAAAGCCUUAUGAAUGCAUCAAAUGUGGGAAGUUUUUUAGGACUGACUCACAACUUAAUCGGCAUCAUAGAAUACAUACUGGAGAGAGACCUUUUGAAUGCAGUAAAUGUGGGAAAGCCUUCAGUGAUGCUUUAGUUCUAAUUCAUCAUAAGAGAAGUCAUGCAGGAGAGAAACCCUAUGAGUGUAACAAAUGUGGGAAGGCCUUCAGUUGUGGCUCAUACCUUAAUCAACAUCAGAGAAUUCACACUGGAGAGAAACCCUAUGAAUGUAAUGAAUGUGGGAAGGCUUUCCAUCAGAUCUUGUCCCUUAGGCUACACCAGAGAAUUCAUGCUGGAGACAAACCCUAUAACUGUAAUGAGUGUGGGAAUAAUUUUAGCUGUGCCUCAGCCCUUAGACGUCAUCAGAAAAUUCAUAAUAGAGAAACUCUCUGAUUAUAACAACUAUAUGAAAGAAAACAUUUAGUCACCACUCAGUCCUUAUUAAAUAAAUAUCAGUGAAUUUUUUGGUUAAGGAUUCUGUGACUGUAGUAAAUAUGGAGAAGCCUUCUAUUUAUGAGUAUCCCUUAUAUGAAACAGCCUGAAUAGUAGACAUCUGUUACUUUUUGAUCUGUUCUAUGCCCCAUUUGAAACUUACCUCACCCUCAGUGCAUAUCAUUCUGAUGAAAUUAUUGAUCAGGGAGAGGAGUGGAUUGGUCAUAGGCUGGCCACAAUAUGGUUAAUAAGGGGUUGAUUGGUAGAUGGCCUGUUUGGACCACUAGAACCCUAGGUGGGUAUUGUUAUGGAUAGUAAGAGAAGAUCAUUUUUUUCCUGGAAUUGCAAGUUUCAAGGAUUUGACAGAUUUUUCAAGGUUAAAAACUUUCCGGUAGCUUUUUUUGCCACUGCAUGAGGAAAGCCUUCCCAAGAUCAGUCCAACACACAGGAAAAUGGAGAUAAGAGACAGAAAUCUGAUGACAUUGUUUGAUCUUCUGAAUUCAAUCAUGCUGAGUCUAUACCAUCUUUUACUUUUUAAUUUUUGUGAUCCAAUAAAUUCCCUUUUUUUGCUUAA